Mauremys reevesii (Reeves's turtle) is the source of this 2391-nucleotide messenger RNA. It is a transcript of the gene TIMM50, whose product is annotated as translocase of inner mitochondrial membrane 50. Gene Ontology annotation, molecular function: phosphoprotein phosphatase activity. The transcript has 11 exons. The record is from RefSeq and is a predicted model, not a curated record. The coding region runs from base 16 to 1152 and encodes 378 amino acids. NCBI's taxonomy places the organism in Eukaryota, Metazoa, Chordata, Testudines, Geoemydidae.
GGGAGGAGGAGGAAGAUGGCGGCGGCGGCUCGCGGGCUGGUUGUGGUGGCGGCGUGCGGGGCCCGCGCGCUGAGGGGCGGCUGCUGCCGGCGGCUCCGGGCCGCCCCGGGCCGGUUCCUGAGCGCGGGGCGCCGCAGCAGGGCGGGGGUGGGGCUGGCCGAGGCGCUGCUGCAGGACAAGCUCCGGCAGCACCAGCAGUCAACUGAGGGAGGAGAUGGGAAAGGCUCCAGUUCUGAUGAGCAGCAAGAGAAGAAACAGAAGGAAAAUACAGCCUAUGCGAAGAAAAUGGUGCUCCGGAUAGCAGGGCUAAUGGGAGCUGGUAGCGGGAUAGCAGUUAUCUAUAUUUUUGGUAGUAAUUCAGUGGACGAGCAAGGGGCUAAGAUCCCAGACGAAUUUGAUAAUGAUCCAGUGGUGGUUCAGCAGCUCCGAAGGACGUAUAAAUAUUUCAAAGACUAUAGGCAGAUGAUUAUAGAGCCCACCAGCCCAAAGCUGCUUCCAGACCCCCUGAAAGAACCGUACUACCAGCCUCCCUACACCCUGGUCAUCGAGCUUACAGAUGUUUUGCUCCAUCCCGAGUGGUCGCUAGUAACCGGCUGGCGCUUUAAGAAGAGACCUGGCAUUGACAGUCUGUUUCAGCAGCUGGCGCCGCACUAUGAAAUAGUCAUCUUCACGUCAGAGACGGGCAUGACGGCAUUCCCCCUCAUUGACAGCGUGGAUCCUCAUGGAUUCAUCUCCUAUCGGCUUUUCCGAGAUGCCACCCGUUACAUGGAUGGACACCACGUUAAGGAUAUUUCCUGCCUGAACAGAGACCCCGCCAAGGUGGUGGUGGUGGACUGCAAGAAGGAGGCAUUCCGCCUGCAGCCCUUCAACGGCAUGGCACUGAAGAAAUGGGAUGGCGGCUCCGACGACAGGACGCUCUUCGACCUCGCCGCCUUCCUGAAGACUAUUGCCUUGAGCGGGGUCGAGGAUGUCAGGACGGUGCUGGAGAACUACUCGAUGGAGGACGACCCGCUGGAAGCGUUUAAACGCAGGCAGUCUCAGCUGGAGCAGGAGGAACAGCAGCGGCUCGCCGACCUCUCCAAGAACAAGAAGCAGCAGCUUUUCCUGGGCUCCCUGGCAAGCCGGCUAUGGCCUCGGUCGAAGCAGCAGUGACACUCUCCUGUGCAGCCCCACCCGCUUGUGGACCGUCAGAGCAGCGUGGUCUGGGGGGUGGGGUUCCAGCCAUGGCAUCUCAUCUACAAGGCCUGCAGAACUGCCUUCAGACUUAGCCUGUUCCAGACCCGCUCUGCGGGGCGGCGAGCCGGCCGGCAGAGAGUCCCACGCCGGCUCUACGGUGGCCUAGUGGGGCCUGUGUGUCUGCAGAGAAAUGGACUUAUCUCAGUACAAAUAAAGGGGGGUGGGGAGGGUCACUCCCUAAUUAGCUUCUAGAUCUCGCCCCCCCUCUGUAUCGUGUUUCCUUCAGACGAGAGAGAGGACCGUGCUGCUCCUGUUGGCGUGAAUGGAACCAGUGGGACGCACGCUUCAAAUAAACGGUCAUCUUUCUACAGGCGGCUUACGGCGCGGCCCUGCUUUGCUCUUCUCCCUUAGGCGUGGAGGGGGGUAGGAGGUGGUGUCCUGUGUGGGACGGGCAAUUGAGCCGUUCACUCACUACAAGAGGCACCCGCCUUAGCCCCCUCAGAGUUUGCCAAGGACUGGUGGAGCUGGGGCCACAAACCCUCUUUUGGAAGGGCGGCGGGAGGUAGAUGGGGCACAGAUUGUCCAGUCUCAGUGCAAGGGGAGCAGGCACUCCCGAUGAUCUGCUCCCUGCCAGACCGGAUGGGGCAGGGGUGGCUGGCCCCACACGCACUGGGAGAGUGUAGAAACAAGACGGGCGAAUGGCCGUGAACCUAUAAACUGCACCUCCAGCUCGAGACCAUCAGGCCCCUCCCGUUUCAGGGCUAAGCGUGACCCCUGCCUGUCCAGGGGCCAGACUACAGACAGUCACUGCAGCCUUCUGCCCUCUGUUGGAGCCGUCACCUAAUACCCAAGUGAGCUUCUCUUCCGUGUCCUUUAAAUGUUCCUUCCCCCAACCCUGCCGCCGGCCGUGCUCGGGGGAGGUUUAGGUAGCACGCUCCCACCUCUGGUCUGACAUCCAUUUCCCCAGGACAACUGCACUGACCUUUCCCACUCCAGAGCCGGGUUUGCCUGUCCCUGUUAAAUAGACUGGCUUCACUCUGCAUUUUGGUGCCUGGGGGGAGGACAAGGCCUCGGGCAGAUUGGCCCCCAACCCCCUCAAGCAAAGUCUAUGACUGCGUGAGGCUGGAGCAGCCUUGUUUUUGUCCUAAGCAUCGUUGUAAAGUAUAAAUGCCAGGGGCUUCUAACGACAAUAAACCCACCGUAGAGUUGGAGCCA